ACACCCAAAAAAAGGUAAGGAAAAAAAUUGAAGCGUCGUAACCAUCUAGCUUGAUUCGCAAUUCCUACCCUCUCCUGCUUUCUUCUCCGCAGAGGAAAUCCAUGUGGGUGCAUCUCCAUUUUCUCUCUCUAGAAUCCAUUCUGUCCCUAUCUCUCUCUGACAAGUUUGUGUGACCCUUUCUUGACAUUCUUGUUCCCAUUUCAUCCACACACCAAAGCUUGCGUCAAAGUUUGCACUCUUUGAAAUCCUCUCUCUGCUCUUAAUAACUCCUCCCUCCCUCCAUAUGUAUGUGGGUGUACGUAGAUUGUCUUUCCAAUAGAGGGACUUGAGGAUAUGCAUUCUCGUUGCAUUUUCAAUUCUGGGUUUGAUUGAAUUCAAUGGAAGGUAGGUUAGGAGGCGAUGAGAAGAAGAAGAAGGUGGUGGUAGUUGGAGGGGGUGUUGCAGGAUCCCUUGUGGCCAAAACCCUUCAAGAUCACGCCCAUGUCGUCCUUAUUGAUUUGAAGGAGUAUUUUGAGAUCCCCUGGGCAAGCUUGCGAUCACUUGUUGAACCGUCGUUUGCAGAAAGAUCAGUUAUUAACCACUCUGAGUACCUUCCAAAUGCUGAUAUUGUCAUCGCUACUGCAACUAAUGUCACUGAAAGUGAAAUAUUGACAGAACAAGGCCAGUUGAUUGAAUAUGAUUAUCUGGUAAUUGCCACAGGUCAUGUUGAUACUGGUGCCCUAGCUAGAAGUGAGAAGCUUAGUUACUACCAGGCAGAGCAUCAAAAGAUUAAAUCCUCUAAUACCAUACUAAUUAUUGGAGGGGGGCCCACUGGUGUAGAGCUUGCUGGUGAAAUCGCUGUUGAUUUUCCUGACAAGAAGGUGAUAGUCGUGCAUCGGGGAUCGAGGUUGCUGGAGUUUAUUGGGCAUAGGGCCAGUAGGAAAGCCCUGGACUGGUUAACAUCAAAGAAAGUUGAAGUCAUCUUGGAACAAUCUGUCAACUUGAGUUCUGUGUCAGAUGGUGCUUAUCAAACAUCUGGAGGAGAAACUAUCACAGCCGAUUGCCAUUUUAAUUGCACGGGUAAACCCAUGGGCUCGUCAUGGCUUAGGGAAACUGUUUUGAAGAAUAGCUUGGACAUUCAUGGAAGGUUAAUGGUCGAUGAAAACUUGAGGGUGAAGGGUCGAACGAAUGUUUUUGGAAUUGGAGAUAUUACUGAUCUUCCUGAAAUCAAACAAGGGUAUUUGGCACAAAGGCAUGCUCAGGUGGCUGCCAAGAACUUGAAGCUGUUGAUGACAGGAGGAGAAGAAUGCGAGAUGGGUAUAUACAAGCCAGCUUGGCCACUAGCAAUUGUUUCACUCGGGAGAAAUGAGGCUGUAAUGCAGAUUUUCUUUUUAACGAUAAUCGGAUGCAUCCCGGGCAUGAUUAAAUCCCGGGACUUGUUUGUGGGAAAGACGAGGAAGCAACUUGGUCUCAAACCUGAUCUCCCGUAGGCCACUGAUGGAUUACCUCCUCCUCCUCCUUUUAAUCUAUGUAUACUGUACUAGUUUUUUCCUAACUAUUUUGAAACAUCGAACGCGUCGUUUUGUAGGAACCUGAAUCAUUGAAACAAUCUAAUAUACGCGUGCUGUGUAAA
Molecule: messenger RNA, 1612 nt
Organism: Rhododendron vialii
Lineage: Eukaryota; Viridiplantae; Streptophyta; Magnoliopsida; Ericales; Ericaceae
Exons: 4
Coding region: 378-1469 (363 amino acids)
Cellular component (GO): cytoplasm
Molecular function (GO): electron-transferring-flavoprotein dehydrogenase activity; flavin adenine dinucleotide binding
Source: RefSeq, a predicted model, not a curated record